AAAAUGAAGCUUAGCAAGGACACCACCUCCACCACAAUCACCACACCUCUCUUCCACCACAUCACCCCUGACGACCUCGACCACAUCUACGACCCCUCUGAGGACACCUUUCUCCUCAUUGACGCCCUCGAGAGUGACCUUGACCUUUUACGCUCCAAAAACCCAACCGUCUGUAUGGAAGUCGGGUCAGGUUCAGGGGUCGUUAUAACUGCCCUGGCGACUGCCCUGGGGUCACAGCGGCUCUACCUGGCGACCGACAUCAACCCUAGGGCAUGCCGUGUGACCCGAGACACUGCGACCUUGAACCGGGUCACCGUACAUGCGAUCAACACAGAUUUGACCAGAGGAAUUCAACCUGGCGGAAUCGACGUCCUAAUCUUCAAUCCGCCUUACGUCGUGACCCCUUCGGAUGAGGUCGGGAGCGGUGACCUCGAACACACAUGGGCGGGAGGUGUGUCGGGUCGCGAGGUCAUGGAUCGGCUCUUCCCUAGGGUCCCGGAGGUGCUGUCAGAGGAUGGUGUGUUCUACCUGGUGGUGGUGAAGGAGAAUAAGCCGCAGGAAGUGGUGGAGGUCAUGUCUGGCUUGGGGUUCGAGGGGGAGUGUGUGCUGUCGAGGGUGACUGGCCCGGAGAAACUGUCGGUCUUGAGGUUUAUGCGCAAGGGGGAGUUUGUGUAAAGGGAGCGGGAUUUUUAUUUAUUUAUACAACUUUGGGGGGGUAUUUUAUUUUUAUUUAUUUUCCUUUAUUUUUGUCCACUUUCUAAAGUAUGUGCGCGAGGGUGUGUGAUAACUUGCCAAGGCUCAUUGCAUUUUCCUCUAUCCAUAAGUAAGGUUUAAGUAAGGUCUUUGUUGCAUUAAGUACAUUAUUUUUAGAUCAGGUCAGGUCAGGUCAGGGCAACACUAUAUUAAUUUUUUUCUUUCUUACACUGGUGAUAGGCUGUGUGACAACUUCCCAAGACUCAUUACAUUUCUCUCUAUUCAUACGUAAGGUCUCUGUUGCGUUAAGUACAUUAUUUUUAGAUCAGGUCAGGUCAGGGCAACACUAUAUUAAUUUUUUUCUCUCUUACGCUGAUGAUAGGCUGUGUGACAACUUCCCAAGACUCAUUACAUUUCUCUCCAUACGUAAGGUCUCUGUUGCAUUAAGUACAUUAUUUUUAGAUCAGGUCAGGUCAAUGCAGCACUAUGUUCAUUUUUUUCUUUCUUAUGCCGGUGAUAGGCUGUGUGACAACUUCCCAAGACUCAUUACAUUUCUCUCCAUACAUAAGGUCUUUGUUGCGUUAAGUACAUUAUUUUUAGAUCAGGUCAGGUCAGGGCAACACUAUAUUAAUUUUUUUCUUUCUUACGCUGAUGGUGGUCUUUCAUGGGGUGCCUGGUGGGCAGCCUCAGCAAGUGUUAAUAAUGGUACCAUCAUCUUGCUUCUCUCAUCCUGUCCCAUGGAACUCAUCACUGAUCCUCUUGUCUAGGGAGAGAAUCUAGAGUCCAGGUUGAUAUAUGGUCUUCAGGACAGCAUGUGGGUAGUCUUGGGCCACUUGGCAGUAACUGAACACUGGCACCCACACACAGACCACUCAGCCACACACAGACCAUUGCAUUAAGUACAUUAUAUCGAUGUACUUCCAUUCCCUCUCAGUUACACAACACUGUCAGGUAAUCAUCACAUUAACUACAUUAUAUUUAAAUCUACCUUUAAUUUCUUUCCCUUUCAAUUAGGCAAACACUAAAUCAGGUUACCAUUGCAUUAAGUACAUUAGAUUGACAUACUUUCCCUCUCAAUUACAUAAUAUUAAGUCAGGUAUUCAUCACAUUAACUACAUUAUAUUUAAGUCUACUUUUCUUACCUUAGACCCAGAGAGAGAGAGAGAGAGAGAGAGGGAGGUCGCUGUAGUGAGGGUGUUAGCCAUAGGGACAAUAGAUUACUGUAUACAUUAAAAAGUUUAUUUUCGAGUAAUACAUCAAAUUGUUAUACAUACAUACAUACAUACUAAUUAAUGUGUAGGAAUACCAAUGUGAUUUAAAUAAGGUGGAAUGCAUGUGUGUGUGUGUGUGUGUGUGUGUGUGUGUGUGUGUGUGUGU
Molecule: messenger RNA, 2070 nt
Organism: Eriocheir sinensis (Chinese mitten crab)
Lineage: Eukaryota; Metazoa; Arthropoda; Malacostraca; Decapoda; Varunidae
Gene: HemK2
Product: methyltransferase N6AMT1-like
Exons: 2
Coding region: 4-675 (223 amino acids)
Biological process (GO): methylation
Cellular component (GO): eRF1 methyltransferase complex
Molecular function (GO): protein methyltransferase activity; S-adenosylmethionine-dependent methyltransferase activity; nucleic acid binding
Source: RefSeq, a predicted model, not a curated record